AUGACUAAAAAUAUUUAAAAUAUUCCAAUAUCAAAUAUAGAUUAAAGGUAAAAUAAUAAAAAUGCAUGUUUUGAAGAAUUAAAUACUUAAAAUGGAUCUGUAAAAAUUUUCAACCCUAACUUAGCAAACGGAUAAUAUCAAGGAAAUAAUGGAACUGGAGUAUUUUUAGAUUUAAGUGACAUUACACCAUUCAUCACAAAAAAAUAUACACUCUCAUUUUAAAUUCAAUGUCAAAAUAAUUUAAUCAUUACAUAGUCUCCUUACCUGAAACUAUUUAAUUUAACUGAUGGAUCAAUUGGCUCUUUUUAAUUAGUUGAUUACUUAUCAUACAGAAACAACUUGAAUUCCAAUCCUAUAAUUGAUUUAUGUUUCUCCGAACACUGA
Messenger RNA from Tetrahymena thermophila SB210, 384 nucleotides. RefSeq lists its product as hypothetical. The record is from RefSeq and is a predicted model, not a curated record. The transcript has 6 exons. Lineage: Eukaryota; Ciliophora; Oligohymenophorea; Hymenostomatida; Tetrahymenidae.